GUCAGUUCAGUUACACUGUCGAAGUGGCUGUGUAUCACCACUGGUAUAUUCUGGAUUGUCUCACACCGUUAUCUGACUGAUAAACAGAGGAGAUGCUGUCCCCCAUCUUUUCACUGAUUGCCAUUACAAUUAUCAAAGGGAUCAGUUCUCAAAACAGCAUUUUCAUUCAUGACCAAGAUUGUGGUUCAACUUAUCGGCUUCCAGAUAACAAUGACAUCACAGUGACCUGUGGAACCCAAAAUGUGCAACUAUCCAUCUUUUUGUGCCCAAUUUACUUUGCUGGCUACAAUGAGAGCCUCGUGGCUUUAAACCGUCAAUUCGGUGAUCCCAAAUGUCAGGGAACAGUUGAUGCAUCCGUUUCUCCUCCUGUUCUCAAGUUUACAUUUCCCAUCAGUGACGUCAACUCUACUUUCUGUGGAAACAAGCUGGUGAUCACCAAUGCUCCAGGAACGGGUGCUUUUAAAGAAUUUUCAAAUAUCCAGUUUGCCAACAUCAGUGGUUUGAUAGAAACAAAUGACCCAAUAGCAAAUGUCAUUACGUACAACCAGGAGCUCGUGUAUUUGUAUUCCUGCUCCUACCCUUUGGAGUAUAUUAUCAAUGAUACUAGAGUGGAUGUGGCAGGAGUAAGUAUAGCCAUCAAUGAUAGGAAUGGCACCUUCAGGAGCACCCUCACUCUUCAGCUUUACAGUGAUGCAGAAUACACAAAUUCCUUGAUCAUUCCAGAAUCAGGACUCACCUUGAAAACCAAGAUUUAUGCAGAAGUAAGAGCGACCAAAUUGACUGACAAGUUCAACGUCCUCCUUGAUCACUGCUAUACUUCAACCUCACCUUUUCACUUAAACUCUUCACUAACUUACGAUCUCUUCAUUGGAUGCAACAAAGAACAACAGACCAAUAUAGUGUCCAACGGAGAGGAUCAAUUUGCUAGGUUCUACUUCGAGGCAUUUCGUUUCACUGAGCAUCAAAAGCUGCCUGUCUCUACCUUCUAUCUACACUGUGCAACACGUCUCUGUGCAAAAGCUGCUUGCAGUGACUUUUAUCAAUGUAAAAGAAGAAAAAGAGAAGUACCAUUAAUAGUCACUACUCCAUUACCAGAUGAAGUGUCUGAUCCUUCAGUAAUUAGCUCUGAUGAAAUCAGGACCAGGAAUGAUAAUGUGGUGAACACAAAUGAUAAUUCAGAAUCAACCUUAGCUACUCAAGAAGCUAUAGGUGUAUGUACUGGACUGGGCAUUGGAUUGGGUACCAGCGGGAUGGCCAUAGAUUCAAUGGAGAAACAAACUGCCUUGGCAGAAAGCAUCUUCUUGGCUUCUGAGGAAGAGAGUUCCAAGAACUCAAUGGAAACAUUAACAAGGCUCCCUUCUGCACCACCCACCAACUCAGAUAUUGACACUUCAAUGGCAACAUCAGAUGUAGAAUAUUUGAGAGUAUAA
Molecule: messenger RNA, 1430 nt
Organism: Chiloscyllium plagiosum (whitespotted bambooshark)
Lineage: Eukaryota; Metazoa; Chordata; Chondrichthyes; Orectolobiformes; Hemiscylliidae
Product: zona pellucida-like domain-containing protein 1
Source: RefSeq, a predicted model, not a curated record